Molecule: messenger RNA, 5602 nt
Organism: Coregonus clupeaformis (lake whitefish)
Lineage: Eukaryota; Metazoa; Chordata; Actinopteri; Salmoniformes; Salmonidae
Product: son of sevenless homolog 2-like
Exons: 21
Coding region: 1036-5109 (1357 amino acids)
Biological process (GO): positive regulation of GTPase activity; Ras protein signal transduction
Cellular component (GO): plasma membrane
Molecular function (GO): guanyl-nucleotide exchange factor activity; protein heterodimerization activity
Source: RefSeq, a predicted model, not a curated record
UGUCAUUUUACUUUGAUAACCUAGGUAUCCUCUUUCUUUUGGUCGAAACCCAUAAAAUAAGAUGAGGCGCAAACUUGUGCUCCCACACUUUCACUGGACAAAAGAGGCGAUCCCUCCCUGCGCUUACGCAGACGCACUGGCUGUCUACGCAGGACGCAAAGCGAGCAAGUGAAGGGCCGAGAUUCAGCAGACACGCACGGACCUUGAGUUGGGAGUUGAAGCAGGGACGAACAUCUCCAAAGAUUACAAAAACACAUCAACAAGCGCUUAUUGUGCAGCUGGACACUGGCUAAACAUGCCUCGGACUAUUCUAGUGGGAUUGUUCUUGGUUUGCGCGAAUAACCAACGCGGAAAAGAUGACGGGUUAUGAACUAACUAGAAGUCUCAUCUUUGGAAUUGAAUGAAGAGUCUUGUGCCACACAUAACUCGGAGUGCACCACCAAGGCCAUGACAGAGGCAGCCUUUACAUACAGAUGUGUUCUCGGUCUCUAGCUACCGGAUAAUAGCUAUCAAACUUAAGUUACAAUAGGCAUACUAGCUAUACGUUUAGUCAUGACAGCUAACUGAAAUAGCUAGCUAGCUGGCUAGCUAUAUGUUUAUUUUGGUAGCUAGCUAUCUCAGAUAGCAUAGAGCUAGCCAGUUAGCGUAGCUAGUUGACGAACAACUUGUUUAUUAGCUAGCUAACUACGCCCGAGGAGCACCUGAGCUCGCUAACGUUAGCUAAUUAGCUAGCGCACCAGGCGAGCUAGCAUUCUAGUCUGACAAUCACGUUCUAGCUAACUAGCCUAUAGGCUUUUCACUUUUUAAAUGUGCUAACUUACCAGUAACGUUAGCUAACGGUAAUAUAUACAUGGUUUUUUUUGUAACUAGUUAGCAUUACCUUACUCGACUUGGUGUAUGGUUUAGCUAGCUAGUCUUCUAUUAGCUUAGCUAGUUCAAACUCACUUUUCCACGGUGCCUGGACUGACCAACCCACAAGGACUACCCGGGGCCGAUGCUUACAGUCCACCCCGGAUCACGGCAACGUAAGGAGCCAUGCAGCCGCAGCAAAUAUACGACUUUUCAAGUGACGAGAACAGUCACAAAUGGCGAGGCCUCUUCGUGCAAGCGUUGCGAAAGGUGCAGCUGCAGGUGCACCCCAACCUGUCGGCCAAGGAGGGAGCUCUGCAGCACAUCGAGGAGUUGAUUCUGCAGCUGCUCAACAUGCUGUGUGUGGCCCAGCCCCGCUCUGUACAGGACGUGGAGGAGCGGGUCCAGAAGACCUUCCCCCACCCCAUAGAUAAAUGGGCCAUAGCUGACGCCCAGUCAGCCAUCGAGAAAAGAAAGAGGAGGAACCCCCUGCUGCUCCCCGUGGAUAAGAUACACCCCCUACUCAAGGAGGUCCUGGGGUAUAAGAUAGACUACCACGUCUGCCUCUACAUUGUGGCGGUGCUAGAAUACAUAUCAGCUGACAUCCUGAAGCUAGCAGGAAACUACGUUGGUAACAUCAGACAUUAUGAGAUCAGCCAGCAAGACAUCAAGGUGUCCAUGUGUGCAGACAAGGUCCUAAUGGACAUGUUUGACCAGGACGAGGACAUCGGUCUGGUGUCUCAGUGUACGGAGGAGCCGUCGUCGUCGGGCGAGCUGACCUAUGAUGACCUGGUGCGCCUGGAGAUCGCAGAGGAGCGCCAGUACCUCCGGGAGCUCGAUCUCAUCAUCAAGGUGUUCCGACAUCACUUCCUGUUCAACAACAAGAUCUUCACGCCUCAGGAUGUGGAGGUCAUCUUCAGCAACAUUUUGGACAUCCAUGAGUUGACGGUCAAGCUGCUGGGGCUGAUCGAGGACGCAGUGGAGAUGACCGCUGACGGGAGUCCCCAUCCUCUGGUGGGCAGCUGCUUCGAGGACCUGGCAGAGGAGCAGGCGUUUGACCCGUACGAGACCCUGUCUCAGGACAUCCUGUCCAGACAGUUCCACGAGCACUUCAGCAGCCUGAUGGCCCGGCCUACUGUAGGACUGUACUUCCAGUCCAUAGCUGAAGGCUUCAAGGAGGCUGUCCAGUACGUUCUGCCACAGCUCAUGAUGGUUCCUGUAUACCACUGUUUGCACUACUUUGAACUACUGCAGCAGCUACAGGAGCGCAGUGAGGAACAGGAUGACCGAGAGGGUCUGAAGCAGGCCAUCACCGCCCUGCUCAACCUCCAGUGUAGCGUGGAGCGCAUCUACACCAAACACCUGCCCCGACGCAAGCCCGGUGAGCCAAUGUACCGUCUGUACAGUCGCCAGGUGCGCAGCAAGCAGCUGGCCAUCAAGCGGAUGAACGAGAUCCAGAAGAGCAUCGAUGGCUGGGAGGGGAAGGACAUCGGCCAGUGCUGUUCCGAGUUCAUCCUGGAGGGGGCGCUCCUCCGUGCCGGCGCCAAACACGAGCGACACAACUUUCUGUUUGACGGCCUCAUGAUCAGCUGCAAGGCCAAUCAGAGCUCCCGACUCCCCGGUUCCGGAAGCGGGGCGGAGUUCCGUCUCAAGGAGAAGUUUGUCCUACGGAAAGUCCGCAUUGUGGACCGCGAGGACUCGGUGGAGUUAAAACAUGCCUUUGAACUUGUCGGUAAAGACGAGAACUGUGUGGUGUUCUGCGCUCGCUCGGCGGAGGAGAAGGGGGCGUGGAUGGCGGCGCUGGUGACCCUGCAGUACCGCUCCACGUUGGACCGUAUGCUAGACACUGUGCUACAACACGAGGAGCAGGCCCAGCCCCUCCGCCUGCCCUCGCCAGAGCUAUACCGCUUCGCUGUGCACGACUCGGAGGAGAACAUCGUGUUUGAGGACCGCGUCCAGAGCAAGACGGGGAUACCUAUUAUUAAGGCUGGGACGGUGGUCAAACUAAUAGAGAGGCUCACAUACCACAUGUACGCUGAUCCCAACUUUGUGCGCACCUUUCUGACCACCUACCGGUCAUUCUGCAAACCCCAGGAGCUCCUGGGACUGUUGAUAGACAGGAUUGAGAUCCCCGAGCCAGAGCCCACAGAGGCAGACAAACAGGCUCUAUGGAAUGGGGAUCAGCCAAUGGCUGCUGAGCUACAGAGGUUCCGCAGGGAGUACGUACAACCUGUCCAACUCAGGGUUCUGAAUGUGUUCCGUCAGUGGGUGGAACAUCAUUUCUAUGACUUUGAGAACGACCCCGAGCUACGAGGCAAACUGGAGGAGUACAUCAGCAGCAUUAUACAGCUCCGAGGCAAGUCGAUGAGGAAGUGGGUUGAGUCCAUUAACAAGAUCAUCAAGAGGAAGAUGCAGACUCAGUCCAACGGGGUCAGCCACAACAUCACCUUCGAGAGCCCGCCCCCGCCCAUCGAGUGGCACAUCAGCCGCCUGGGCCAGACGGACACCUUUGACCUCAUGACCCUUCACCCCAUAGAGAUCGCCCGCCAGCUCACCCUGCUUGAGUCUGAACUCUACAGGGCUGUGAGGCCGUCUGAGCUGGUGGGGAGUGUGUGGACCAAAGAAGACAAGGAGAACAACUCUCCCAACCUGCUAAGGAUGAUCCGCCACACCACCAACCUCACGCUGUGGUUCGAGAAGUGUAUUGUGGAAGCAGAGAACCUGGAUGAGAGGGUAGCAGUGUUCUCGCGGGUCAUUGAGAUCCUGCAGGUGUUUCAGGAGCUCAACAACUUCAAUGGCGUUCUGGAGGUGGUCUCUGCCAUCAACUCUGUCCCCGUCUACCGGCUCGACCACACCUUCGAGGCGGUCCCUGAGAGGAAAAAGCGGAUCCUAGAGGAAGCAGUGGAACUGAGCCAGGACCAUUUCAAGAAGUACCUGGCCAAGCUCAAGUCCAUCAACCCACCCUGUGUGCCUUUCUUCGGUAUCUACCUGACCAACAUCCUGAAGACGGAGGAGGGGAACCCCGACUUCCUGAAGAGACACGGCAAAGAGCUGAUCAACUUCAGUAAGAGAAGGAAAGUAGCAGAAAUCACAGGAGAGAUACAGCAGUACCAGAACCAGCCUUACUGUCUCAAGGUCCAGCAGGACAUCAAGGUAAUCAACCAGCCUUACUGUCUCAAGGUCCAGCAGGACAUCAAGAGGUUUUUUGAGAACCUGAACCCGAUGGGCAGUCUGGGUGAGAAGGAGUUCUCGGACUAUCUGUUCAACAAGUCUCAGGAGAUCGAACCUCGCAACUGCAAGCAGCCGCCACGAUUCCCCAGGAAGACCAUGUACCCCCUGAAGUCCCCGGGGAUCCGGCCGGUGCGUACCUCUACAUCCGGGACCCUGAAGGGCCACCCCGUACCCCUGGAGAGAGAGCCCCCGCACAAGAUCACCUUCAGGAGCAUCGCUGAGACGGAGCAUGAGACCUCCACAGCCUCAGUCCCCACCUCGCCCAACACCCCCACGCGCCCACAGUCUGCUUGCUCAGACCUCAGCUCUGUCUUCAUGGGGGAAGACCUCUGCAGCUCCUACGGUGGCUUGCCUUCUCUAUGUGGACAUUUUAUGUCAGGUGGAAACUCCAUAUUCACUUCUGUUCUCCUCCCACCCUCAAAGUUCCACUCAGUAUCUUGUGGAAGCCUUCACCAGCUAGGGGAGGAGUUACUCAAACCUCCCCCACUUCCCCCUCGCAGGAAGGAUGCGUUCUCUGAGGCCAAGUUGAGUUCCAGGUCCGACAGCCCCCCGGCCAUCCCCCCCAGGCUGCCCCCUCCUCUCCCAAGGGUCCAGCCCCGCGCCCCGGUCUACAACGGCCCCGGCGAUGGCCCCCUCCCCAGCCCACCACCACCACCUCCCCGGGACCCCCAGCCAGACACCCCUCCCCCCGUCCCCCAGAAACCACCAGAGAUCUUCAUUAACUACCCGCUGAACCUCCAACCCUCCCCCGUCAGCCGCUUCCACUGGGAUUUUGGCAGUUCCCCCUCCUCCCCUGGAACGCCCCCGGGUACCCCCUCGCCCCGCGUCCCCCGACGGAGCUGCCCGCUCAGCGCCAGCCAGAACAGUCUCUGCCCGCCCCCCCCGCCCAUCAUGGCCCCACCCGUACCUCCCCGCCACAACUCCUCCUCCCAGCUCCCCAAACUUCCCCCAAAGACCUACAAGAGGGAGCUGUUGCCGCCCCCUUUACAGAGCCUCUCAUUGGUGGAGAGCACGGAGGGUAGCCAAUGAGGAGCCUCCUUGCUUCUUUUUGUUGUUUUUCUUGUCAUCCAUCAUGGCUGCUGCUCCACAUAAUACAAACUGCAUCAAACUAUGAACUCAUGACAUGGAGCGAAUUUAAAACAAAACUAAUCAUGAUUUAAAAGCUACUGAUCGUCAAGAAGACUUGCUUUUUAGUUUCCAACCACACUCCAAACCCCUCCCACUCAUCUCCUACAUUGACCAAUCACACCACGCCACUCCCUCUCAGGGUAUCAGUAGCCCCCCACCUUCAUUUCAAGCCCUCUGGGCCAAUGAGAAAUCCACACCAGUGUGCCAGCCAAUGAACAAGGAGCCCUCAAGACACUGAUUCAAACUCCUCCUCCUCCUGCUCUGCGUGUGCGCAGUGCACGUCACACACCUGCACACAACACUGACACUGUCACUUUCUUCAUAUAGACAUCCCGCUCUGUAAGGAGCGUGGACAGGACCAGCAUGCCAUGCUCCAGAAGAAGCUGUCCUACCC